Messenger RNA from Arachis ipaensis, 2115 nucleotides. RefSeq names its product Iron-sulfur cluster biosynthesis family protein. NCBI's taxonomy places the organism in Eukaryota, Viridiplantae, Streptophyta, Magnoliopsida, Fabales, Fabaceae. Gene Ontology annotation, cellular component: chloroplast envelope. The record is from RefSeq and is a predicted model, not a curated record.
ACACAAAACCUUCUUCCAUGUCCCAAAAUUAGGGGUUAAAAAAAAAAAUAAAUAGAAAAACCUCACUAUCCCCCAACAUAAUGGCUACCAUCUCCACAUGCCUUACUGUCACACCUCAUUCCCGCGUCUUCUCUCACUCCCGCAGUCCGCCCAGGAGCCCGGGCCCCUUUCUGCAAAGCCCGGGCUUCCUCCGGGCAGUCCCAAGGAGGCCUAGGGUUUCGGUGCCCGCUGUGAGGGCGGGCAUCGAUGUAGGCCGGGUUAUCCGUCCCGGCGGAGCUGUGGAGACCGAUAAGCUGCCGUCGGAUGUGAGGAAGCGGACGAUGGAGGCAGUUGACGCGUGUGGCGGGAGGGUGACAGUUGGUGACGUGGCGAGCAGGGCUGGACUAAAGUUGAAUGAGGCUCAGAAGGCUCUGCAAGCUCUUGCCGCUGAUACAGAUGGGUUCUUAGAGGUUUCUGAGGAAGGUGACAUUCUGUAUGUGUUUCCGAAAGAUUAUCGAUCAAAGCUUGGUGCCAAGUCGUUUAGGAUUAAAGCUGAACCCCUUUUUGAAAAGGCUAAGGCUGCAGGAGAAUACUUGAUAAGGGUUUCUUUUGGUACAGCAUUAAUUGCAUCCAUUGUUAUUGUUUACACAACAAUAAUUGCUCUGGUUACUAGUAGCAGAAGUGAAGAGGACAAUCGUGGAAGACGAGGCAGAUCAUAUGAUUCAGGAUUUACCUUCUACUUUAAUCCAGUAGACUUAUUUUGGUACUGGGAUCCAUAUUACUAUAGGAGGCGAAGGAUACAAGCUGAUGAUGAGAAGAUGAACUUCAUUGAAUCGGUAUUCUCCUUUGUAUUUGGAGAUGGUGAUCCCAAUCAAGGAAUUGAAGAAGAGAGAUGGAAGUUGAUUGGGCAGUAUAUAUCAUCUAAUGGUGGUGUUGUUGCAGCCGAAGAACUUGCUCCAUAUCUUGAUAUAGAUUCUGUGCAGGGACUUCAGGAUGAUGAAUCAUAUAUCUUACCUGUGCUUUUACGUUUUGAUGGUCAGCCUGAAGUUGAUGAGAAGGGAAAUAUCGUAUAUAGGUUCCCAUCUCUACAGAGGACAGCUUCUCAAAAGGGUAAGCGGAAAGAAUAUGUUGGUAGAAAAUGGGCAGAUUGGGUUGGAGGAGUUGAGAAGUUUUUCAAGGAAAAAACAUGGCAAUUCAGUAAAACAAGCACAUCAGAGAGAGCAAUGGUUAUUGGCCUGGGUGGCUUUAAUCUGUUUGGAGUUAUUAUUCUUGGAACCAUGCUGAAAGAUAUGACAGUUGCACCUAGUAGCUUCAUUAAAUUUGUGGCAGACAUCUUUCCGCUUCUUCAGAUUUAUGCUGGUUCCUUCUUUGCGAUUCCCCUUGUCCGAUGGUUUUUUAUUAGGAAGAGGAAUGCUGACAUUGAAAAGAGAAAUAAAAUUAGGAAGCAGUGUGCAAAAGUACUCGAAUUACCUGACCCUUCCCUGAGACAGAAGCUUUUCAGUGCUAGGGACAUGGCCCAAAAGACAGUCAUAGGACAGGAUCAAAUUGUGUAUAGCACUGACAAGGAUUUACUAGAGCAAGAGUACGAGGCUCGUGAAUGGGAUAGAAAAUUUCGGGAGCUAGAGAGAUCCGAUUAAGAUAAGAUCAACUGUAAACAGUUAUAUUGAAAUUUCAGGCCAUUGAAGCUCACAUUUUGGCAUUCAUGAAUUACCAAUUGUAGCACAGCAUCUAUAAUUCUGCCUUUUGUGGAACGAUUUGAUGCGCUCCCUGAUGAAAUAGCAUUUUUUCUAUGGUGGUCACUACAAGAUAUGGCAAAGAACUCAUGAAAUCUGCUAUGAUGAUAUUGCCUCCUUUUGCUGCUUUAUUCACCAUUUCAUUUCAUAAUUUGAUUGGUGAACUAUACAAGGGGAAACUGCGAAGGGUUUUAAUUAGGGGAAACGUAAAUUAAAAUAAGCGUGUCCUUUGUAUUAUGUGAAUAUAUUUAUUUUAUACGUCAGAGUUGACGUUUAUUGGUGUGUCCAGUUACAACAUAAUCAACUUGUAUUAUAAUGAAGAACUUAAUUCAAAAGGUAGGUGGCAAGAUUGAGAAGAACACUAUCAUAGGUACAAUGGUUUAUGGUUUCACAAUUGACCUUU